AUGAGUUUUGAAAGUAUUCUACGCAAUAUUGAUGAAAGAGCUAGAAUCGAAUCAAAUAAUGUUCCUACAGAUACAUUAAAAACCAAUGAAUCAAAACCAUCUGAAAAAUCAAAACCAUAUAUUGGUUAUGCAAAAAAUAAGCCUGUCGAUCCAAAAGUUGCUGAAUUAAAACGUAAACGUCAAGAGGAAAAGUUAAAGAAAUUAAAUGAUGAAAGAGCUAAAAAGGGUUUAAAACCAGUUACAUCACUUGAUCAAGCUAAUAAUAAGUCAAAAGCAACUAGUAAAUCAAAUUUAUCGAAGGCAAGAAAGGAAAUUAAAUCCACUAUUCCAAUCGGUCAAUUUAAUCCAAAGCAACAACAACAACAACAACAGCAACAACCAAAAAAGAAGAUGAGUUUUAAUGAGUUAAUGAAAAAAGCAUCAACUAUAGAUAAUUCAAAAUUAAAAGUCAGCAUACCUCAUAAAUCGCAUACACCAGAAGCAAAACAUAAGUUAACUGAUAAAAAACCUAAAUCUGCAUCGCCUGUUAAAUCAACUGAUAAAAAGGCUAAAUCUUUAUCACCAACAGCUAAAAAAGAUCACCCUAAACCAGCUAUUGCACAACCAUUACCAAUUAGACAACCAGGUGCAAAAGUUCAAGAAUUAUUGAAAAAGAAGAAGAAAUUACCACACAAAGGUGCUACAUCCUACGAUGACGAAGAUGAAUAUGAUUCUUUUGUUGAAGAAGAUGAAGAAGUAUUUCAGGAAGAUGGUUAUAAUAAAGAAGAAAUUUGGGCUAUAUUUAAUAAAGGUAAAAAGAGAACCCAAUUUCAUGAUGAUUAUGAUUCUGACGAUAUGGAAGCUACUGGUGGUGAUAUAUUUGAUGAAGAGUUAAAAUCUAGAAGAAUUGCUCAAUUAGAAGAUCAAAAAGAAAUGGAAAAUGAAAAAAGAUUAGCUGAAUUGAAAAGACAAAGAAAAAAGCAAAGAGUUUAG
Molecule: messenger RNA, 972 nt
Organism: Insectozyma verbasci
Lineage: Eukaryota; Fungi; Ascomycota; Pichiomycetes; Serinales; Debaryomycetaceae
Source: the annotation of a GenBank genome assembly